Molecule: messenger RNA, 2641 nt
Organism: Acanthochromis polyacanthus (spiny chromis)
Lineage: Eukaryota; Metazoa; Chordata; Actinopteri; Pomacentridae
Product: ethanolamine-phosphate cytidylyltransferase-like
Exons: 13
Coding region: 180-1403 (407 amino acids)
Biological process (GO): phosphatidylethanolamine biosynthetic process
Cellular component (GO): cytoplasm
Molecular function (GO): ethanolamine-phosphate cytidylyltransferase activity
Source: RefSeq, a predicted model, not a curated record
CAUCGCUUCUGCUGCUGCCUCCGCCGCCGCUGCUGGUGCUGACACAGGAACCGGCUGUCCUGCACGGAGACGGGACGCACAGUGGUCCGGUAAUCACCUCGGUUGGAGACAGUCGUUCUGUAAAUGUAAGUUGACAGAGAUUGUUCAGCGCAUUCUAAAAAGGAAAAUAAAAUUAAAUAAUGAUCAAGAACGGUCAUCAUCACCACCAAGUGAGCACAGCAGCCGGGAAAGACGCAGGAUCGACCCCUUGCACUGCAGCCUGCAGUCCCGAGAAGAGGAGGCGAAGAAUCCGGGUGUGGUGCGAUGGCUGCUAUGACAUGGUGCAUUAUGGUCACUCCAACCAGCUGCGGCAGGCCAAGGCAAUGGGAGAUUACCUUAUUGUUGGAGUACACACAGACAGUGAGAUUGCAAAGCACAAGGGUCCGCCAGUCUUCACUCAGGAAGAAAGAUACAAGAUGGUGCGGGCCAUAAAAUGGGUAGAUGAGGUCGUGGAAGGUGCUCCGUACGUCACCACCCUCGAGACCCUUGACAAGUACAACUGUGACUUCUGUGUGCAUGGAGAUGAUAUAACACUAACUGUGGAUGGGAAAGAUACGUAUGAAGAGGUGAAGAAAUCAGGACGGUACAGGGAGUGUAAGAGAACCCAGGGAGUUUCAACUACAGACCUGGUUGGCAGGAUGCUGCUGAUGACCAAAGCACACCACAGCAACAUAGACAGUUCAGACUAUCAGCAGCACACAGACAACUUUGGAAAGUGGGGGGCACAUGGUCAGAAGGGCCACAGUCCCUGGACAGGGGUGUCUCAGUUCCUGCAGACUUCACAGAAGAUUAUUCAGUUUGCCUCAGGCCAGGAGCCUCAACCUGGAGACACGAUCAUCUAUGUGGCAGGAGCCUUUGACCUCUUCCACAUUGGUCAUGUGGACUUCUUGGAAGCAGUGCAUAAGCUUGCAGAAAAGCCAUACAUUAUAGUGGGGUUGCACUUUGAUCAGGAGGUGAAUCGUUACAAAGGGAAAAACUACCCCAUCAUGAAUGUCCACGAGAGAACCCUCAGCGUCCUGGCUUGUCGAUAUGUGUCAGAGGUGGUGAUUGGUGCACCGUUUGCAGUCACUAAAGAUUUGCUCGACCAUUUCAAGGUGGAUCUUGUAUGCCAUGGAAAGACAGAAAUCUACCCUGACAAGGAUGGAUCUGACCCUUAUGCCGAACCCAGAAGGAAAGGAAUCCUGCGUACUGUUGACAGCGGGAACAGCCUCACUACCGAUGCCAUUGUGCAACGGAUAAUCAAAAACAGGUUACUAUUUGAAGCAAGGAACCAGAAGAAGGAGGCCAAAGAGAUCGCUGUGAUCCAGGCCAUGAAGCGACAAGAAGAGGAAAAGACAAAAGAAAGAGCACAAGCUGUGCUGUAGGCAACUAAGUGUAGAUACAGCACUAACAAGCGUAAAUAAUAUCAAGUCAUGUACAGUAGAGUCAACCCUUUUUCUAAGUGUUAUGACAACCUCCACACAUGAUCCUGGCUAAUAACAAUAGUCUUUACAGCAGCCCAAGGUGGCAUACUCUGCUGUGGGGUCAUCAGGUAUAUUAUUAUAUGUGUGUGGGGGAGGUGUUUUAAUAUACUCUGCAUAUGCAACUACAUGUUUGUGUCAGUCACCAAUCACACAUACAGAUGUAUGUGUCAGAUAUAUAAACAGUUGGAACAAGGAAGAUAUCAAUAUAUCUUCAAAUGUCUAUUUUAUGUCUUAGGAUGUUUUUAAUUCCUCAAGUUUUUUUUUUUUUUGCCCUCAAAAAAUUGUGAAAUUUUAUCGUGUGCAUAUAAAAUAAAAUUGCUUGAGAUGAUGGUCAGGCAUUUAAUUAUAAAACAUGGAAGUGAUUUAGUUAUCAUUUCCGUGGGGCCGUUGCUGCUUUUUGCCCAACAGUGCCCCAAAACUAAUCUAUCUUUGUAUAUACUGUAUGUAUGUAUUAUAAAGUGAUUGCAUUCUGUCUGGAGGAUACGGAAACCACUAGAGAGUCAGGGGAGACAUUUUCCUGCUUCCUUCUUCUAACUUGAAUUCGAGAAGUGACAACUUGUUGAUUGAAUCUUACAGGACCUCAUGUACAUACCAGAUCCUCCACCGGACUGCACUGACUGAUCAGAAAUCAUUAGAACUGUUCUGUUUGAACAAUAGAGCUGUUUUUUAACUUAAAAAUGCACACCGUCGAGACCUGAAGGUCUGGCCCUUUGAGUGCAAUAGAAUUCUUUUUGCUUUUUCUCUUUUCAAACAACACUCCUUAGAUUUAUCCUAAUAUAAAUAAAAAUACUACUUUAACCUUUAGCUUUCAUAGUGUAAUUAGAGAACUAUGACUAAUGCUCGUUGUUGACUUGACUAUGAAGUAGACCUCUUACUGUCACUUGAGUCUCUAUAUCAAAUGGGAUUAAAUAAUAUAUUUUUUGUAGAUGUAUAUUUUACUCACCUGCACUCCAUUAACUACUGUAUAGAUGAUUUCAUAUUGUUUCAGAAGCAUAAUAAUAUGUCUGUAUGUCAAGUUGGAAUGUAUUCAGUGUAGGCUAAUCUGUAUGUUAUUGACAACUCCCAGUUGACAUGUACUGUAGAAACUGAUUGGACUACAGUAUAUUAUUGCUGAUGAUAAAAACAAUUUAUUCUGAAAA